AGUAGACAUGCUGCGUACAGCCAAUCAUCGGUCGUUUUAUUACGCAUUUCCGCUCUUACCCGAUACAAACAAGAUGGCCGACGUUGUUGAAAUCCAUAAAUUGAAGUUGGCUGAGCUCAAGCAGGAGUGUGCUGUGAGGGGAUUGGAGGUGAAAGGAAACAAAGGUGACCUUAUUGGACGGUUGCAGGCAUACCUUGAGGAGCAUGAAGAUGAGGUGAAUGAAGAGGAGGUCUUGGGAGAGUUAGAGGACGAUCCUAAAGAGGAGGAAAUCAAUGAAAGACCUGCAGAAGAGGCAGCAGAAGAGGCAGCUGUACCUGAAAAGGAUGCUGAGAAGAAAGUUGUGAAAAUCACUGCCCCAGCAGCUGCAGAUGAGAAGCUGCAAAAGAGGGCGGAGCGUUUCAACCUGCCUGCCACUGCUAAUAGUAAGAAAGAGGCCCGCGCUGCCAGGUUCGGUUUACCAGUUCCAACGCCGGCUUCCAUAUUGGGUGCACCAGUUGCGAAUAGCAAACCAGCUAUCAGCGUUGAGGUCCUGAAGAAGCGGGCAGAACGCUUUGGCAUGAAUGUCUCCCCUGUUGCCAAAACGGUUGAAGUUGACGAGAAACUGAAAAAGAGGAAGGAGAGGUUUGGGAUUCUCACCGCUGCUGCUGCAGUUGGGGCUGAAGACAGUGAGGCAAAGAAGAGGAAACGCGCAGAACGAUUUGGAAAUAAUUGAUUCAAUUUGACAAUUUUUUUUACUUUUUUUAAAAUGUCAUUGUAUUUUUUAAACUUGUAACUCUUGUUCUACAGUGGUAAAAUACCAACCUAUGCUGUUUAGUAAGAACAAAUAUUUACAGUAUGUAAAAGUUUGGAAAUUAAAGAUCUUUUCCAAUUUC
Molecule: messenger RNA, 872 nt
Organism: Salmo salar (Atlantic salmon)
Lineage: Eukaryota; Metazoa; Chordata; Actinopteri; Salmoniformes; Salmonidae
Product: SAP domain-containing ribonucleoprotein
Biological process (GO): poly(A)+ mRNA export from nucleus
Cellular component (GO): nucleus
Source: RefSeq, a predicted model, not a curated record